Messenger RNA from Grammomys surdaster, 1668 nucleotides. It is a transcript of the gene Morn1, whose product is annotated as MORN repeat containing 1. The transcript is spliced from 14 exons. NCBI's taxonomy places the organism in Eukaryota, Metazoa, Chordata, Mammalia, Rodentia, Muridae. The record is from RefSeq and is a predicted model, not a curated record. The coding region runs from base 30 to 1481 and encodes 483 amino acids.
AUGGUUGCUAGGGAACCUUUAGCGGCAAGAUGGCAGCCGCUGGCGAUCCGAACCCGGCUUCGCUCCAGCAGCGCCAGCACUCGCCGAAACUGCCGCCGCGAAACGGCUAUGGUGUAUACGUAUACCCAAAUUCUUUCUUCCGCUAUGAAGGAGAAUGGAAGGGAGGCAAGAAACAUGGUCAUGGGAAACUAUUGUUUAAAGAUGGAAGUUAUUACGAAGGCGAAUUUGUGGAUGGAGAAAUCACUGGGGAAGGCUACCAGCACUGGGCCUGGUCAGGAAACACCUACUCUGGACAGUUUGUUUUAGGCGAGCCUCAAGGACACGGCAUCAUGAAGUACAAAGCCGGAGGUCACUACGAAGGGGAGCUCUCCCAAGGCCUGAGGGAAGGGCAGGGGUUUCUGGAGGACCGGGAUGGGCAGGUGUACCAGGGUUCCUUCCAUGACAACAAGAGACAUGGCCGUGGGCAGAUGAUCUUUAAGAAUGGUGACAAGUACGAAGGUGACUGGAUUCGAGACCAGCGUCAGGGACAUGGGGUGCUGUGCUGUGCUGAUGGCUCCGCAUACAAGGGACAGUGGCACAGUGAUGUCUUCAGUGGGCUCGGCAGCUUGGUCCACUGCUCAGGAGUCACCUACUGUGGAAUGUUCAUUAAUGGCCACCCGGCAGCACAAGCUAAGAAAAUUGUGGUUCUGGGUCCAGACGUACUGGAAGUGGUCCAAGGAGCUCCCUUCACAUUGGGUGUACAGCUGCAGCAAGAUGAUGGGGAAGUUGCCAAAGGUGAGAGUGGUCGGGUCCUGAAGAUCUCAGCAGGAGUCAGAUAUGUGCAACUCCCAGAGUACUCUGAGGUCAGCUUUUUCAAGAUGGAUGAAGAUCACAUGGAGGCACCCAUCCAGACUCCGUUUGGGUUCCAGUGCGUUUCCUACCCCCUGUCUGUGCCCACGUGCUGGGGGCUGGAGUCCGGGUCUGCUGUGGAAAGUGCCAGAGCUGACCUGCUACUCUCCAAGAGAGACUCGGAGCCUAUGCUGGACUCAGGAGCCUUCCAUGGCCAGGGAGACACCCUCAGCAUCCUGCCAGUCAAGAGACAUGAACCCCGCUGUCCUGCUGGCUGUCGGCGAGUGGACCAAGGCUGUGCUGAGUUUGUGGACAUCCUCCUCGGAGCCCCUCCGCCUGGGAUGCAGCCCUUUCUGUUCCUGCCCAGCACGCUUGAGAAGGCUGGCGACAGGCCUAAAGGUGGCCAGAGUCCCCCAGAGGUGCUGCCCACUGCCCAGGAACCUCUAAAAGUCACCAACAGGCCUGAUGGGACCACAGCAGAGCCAUCGGCAGCUGCAUAUCUGGGAGAAUAUGUGCUCAUGGUCUCUGAUGUGACCAGCCCUCCAUUUCUGGGCCACAGGCUGCCCACUGCCUUCAAACACCUGCGGAUCUUGGCAAAGGGGGGCACUCACUGGCCCCAUGUCCCUGAAGAUCACCCAGAAGCUCUAAGCUAGAGGCCACUUCUGGAUGUUGGACAUAAAGGAGCCAGCCAUACCCUCCAGGGAAGGCCACCCUUCCCUGAAUGGAGGUUCAUGCUGCUUCCCCCAAGGACGACAUCCUCUGUUCCUAAACAGUCUAAGAGUUGGGACUGGCCCAUGUAAGCCCCACAGCUACUGACUUCAAUAAAACUCUAAAUACCAA